GUGCACAGAUCUUACUUUCCAAGUAGCGAUGAUUCAUUUGCCCCUCAUUGUGCGACAGCGCCGCUUCGACAUCCUUUUCGUUUUCCAACUGGAUGUACGCAUCGCCGGACCACUGCCGUUUGUCGUUGUAGAGAAAAUGCACACCCAGAACCCCAUUACGAAUACGGACGCCUGCGGGAAGAAACAUCCAUAAUUAUCAUGGGAAAUAAUUUUAAACAAUAUCCGCAGUAACCGUCGAAUUACGAAUACGAGUACAAAUCGAACUGCCAAAGCGGGCACUACUCUUUCCGCGUGAAAUAUUAAAUAGUGUGUAAUUUCUCGUUUCUGAUUUUUCCAUCGCGAGACCUACCCCGAUCAUUGAACCAUUUCAUGACGGUGUAUUCCGACUCCUGAAACGGUAUCCCACGAACUCUAACGCAGAAGCCCUGCGAGCUGGAGUUCGCGGAUUGAUGGUGCACGGCACCGUGAUGCUGCAGUAGUGGUUCGCGCACACUGUCACCACGGUAAUUGGAUUGUAUGGGCAUUAUUGGCUGGCUGGCAUUGCCGUGCCAUCGCGGCUCGUCAUCCAUCGGCACAUGAAUCAUUUUCCUCAUUAAACCGCUACUACGAGCAGUCAUUUAUCAGCGCGUGCAAGUUCAUUGUCGCUGGAUUGAUAACAACCUCCAGCAAAAUCAUUGGAUCGGAUAUGAUUAUGGCCGUAUGAAAAAGACCUUGAAAUCAUACUUAUCAGUAUCACCGUAUCAUCUGCAGUGUAGCGGAGACAGCGGGUAACUGCCGUUAUUUUCUGGCCUUUUGUUAUCCUUUUGUGUCCAUUAUUUUGCGAUCACUUUCCUUGUUUCGCUUCCUGGGUUAUAUUGCGCCAACCGUCAAGAAUGGAGCGUCCUGAAAGCAACAUGCUCCGCAAAAAGGGUCAUGGAGCCUCAUCCUCGGAGCCAAUUGUAGCUUCUCCAUUGUCUAAUUUUACUGUGCGAUUCACCAAUCGUGAUAUUACCGAUGAAUAUGUGGAUAUCACACAGGAUGUGGAUGAAAGCGCUAUCCCUUAUAAACCAAAUCCCCCCUCCUCUCUUUCUGGACAAAGUACCCCCGUAAACAUCUCAACCGGAAAAUUGAUCCAGGGGAAAGAUCAUUCCGGCCCGCCGUCGCCCAUUGCCAGUCCGGUGGCGGAGCGGGUGUCCUCGUUUCGAGAUAACUUUCAUAAUUUGAAAGAGCGUUUCACGUCGCAUCGCAAGAACUCUGAGGAUGAUAAAGAAAAACUACUCCCAAGCGUCUCAUCAGAAUCCGCCUACGGUACUUCGCACAGUUCGGGCUCCCAUUCGCCGUCCUUAAUUGGGAAAUUAGUGCGGAAAUUGGAGGAGCGACGUGGCAGUAGCCAUAAGGAUGCACCCGUUGGAUCUCUCUCACCCACAAAAGAGCCCUCCGCCGAGAAUGGCGGUGCUCCGGCGAUCUUGCCUGUCGUGCAGCCGGUGGGCGAACCAAAGAUAUUUCAUGAAACUGUGGUCAAAUCGGGAAGUAUGGAUAAUAUUCCGAAGUCUCUAAAAUCGGCACACGGCCAUGAUAAUGCCCUAGAAACAGCAUCCAUUGCGUCGGAACCCGCGGUCCAUGAAGUCACUAGUCUGGAAUCACAGGAAUUCAUUGCUCCUGAACCACGGAAAGGGGUGGCGGGUGUCCAGUCGGAGAGGCCGCUUGUUGACACAGAGUCUGCGUCGACGGGUUAUACAGAAACCGUUUCUCUCAAAGAGCACGGAGGAAAAUUCGGUGGAGUUGUUGGGGCGAAUGUCAGAGGGACGGAUGAGAAAAGCGGAGAUGGACUUUCGUCUAUGUCGUCCAUUUCGCCACUGUUAAUUGUUGCCGGGAUUUUAGUUGCGGUGGUGUUGGUUCCGAUGCCGUCGUUUAUGUCGGGCUUAUUGUUUGGCUGUAUAAUUACCGCGACGGCGAGUAUCCGAAUCUGGUUUACAGUGUUAUUCCCCAAUUCCAGAAAGUACGAUUCGUACCAGCGCAUUAUUCCAGGGGCGCCGUCGAUCGUGACUGGAGAUUCUACCGUUCGAUCAUGCGUAAACGAGAACGCUGGCCGAACAUCUACAGAAGCGGAGAGCACAUGGAUGAACCAGAUGGUGGGAGAUUUCGAUAUAUCCACUUUCCAUGUUAACCAGACCCAGAGUGUUUAUGUGACAUUAGAGGGAACGGCUUUGCGCAUCAGAAAGCCCAAAACACGUGUGGUGGCACGGCGCGCUAUGUUUGACGAAGAGCUGCGUAGUGAAACAUUCACAUUCGUAGAAAGUCGGGUGUACAACAUCCAAGGCGCAGCCGUCAGUCUGGCACCGACUGAUCUACCUCGGAAACGCCGCUGGUUGUGGAGAUUUCCCAUCGCUAUAAAGCUGGUGGAUCCGGCUUCUUUGGCCACAUUAAUUGAUGAGGCGCGGGAUUUUGAAGCAAAAAAGGCCGAAAAGGACAAGGAGAAAAGUCGUGAUCCCGAGAAAGAAGAAGAAAAAUUGGCGCCUGCCAAAGCGGCCGGAGAGAAGAAUUAUUUCUGUUUGUAUUUACUACCGCGAAGCGACAGAGAGAAGGAAGACUGGUUUUGGAAAUUGUGUGCCGCUACCGGCCAGUAUAAAUUCCCAUUGUUGCGACCGAAUUUGUCACCGAAUUUAUCCACAUUAAACCUGCUGUUCCAUCGGAUAUUUUUUGACGUAUUGACUGAGUCCACAUGGGCGGCGGUUGUAAAGAAGAAAAUCCAGAAGAAGCUUUCCGUGAUCUCCCUGCCGUACUACAUUGAAGAGCUUCAGAUUACCGAUAUCGAUCUCGGUAAACACUUGCCGAUUAUUAGUGAUGUUUCCCAGAAGCCGGGUAUUGAUUCGCGUGGAGUAUGGGUGGAAAUGAAUUUUGAAUACCAUGGAACCGUCCAGAUGACUUUGUCCACCAAGCUCAAUCUGAUGAAGCUGAAAAAGGAUAAAGACGGGGAUCAGGAUUACCGCGCUGCGGGAAACGAUCACGAGGUGCAGAUGGAUACGUUAAGUAUCGGUAGCGCCAGCAGUGUUGAUGCGUAUCGACCUCAACACCGUGAACGCGGACAAAGUGAUCGUGAGGCCAAUAUGUACGAGAGUGAUGAGGAAGAUGAAUUUGAUGAUAGCGCUGCGGUGCCACCGGAAGGCGGCGGUGGUAGUAAAAUUAUGCGCUACGUGGAGCGGAUCACCGAGUCAAAAGCCUUUCAGAAGCUGACAGACGUGAAGAUUGUCCGACGGGCUAUGGAAAAUGUUAGCGAAACUGAUCUCACAUUGACUGUGGUGGUAGAACGGUUGGCCGGUCGGCUAGCACUCAAUGUUCCGCAUCCGCCUAGUGAUAAAUUAUGGUAUGGAUUUGUUGCCAAACCCGACUUACACUUACGGGCUUUCCCCAAGUUUGGCGAGCGGGAGGUGACGUUCGAUCAGGUUACCAACUGGAUUGAACGCAAACUGACGACAGAGUUCCAUCGGCUGAUUACGGUACCGAAUAUGGAUGACCUUACUGUUCCUGUUAUGAAUAGCGGCUUGGAUGAUCAUGAAUUCAGAAUGUCCAAAUUGUCGGACUUAAUUUUGAAAUAAGUGUAGUUUUAUUUUGUAUCUGCAUGAUAAUUUGUGCUUCGGCUGCCUCAGUUGAAUAUUUCGCUGUGGACGGAAGUUGUGGACAAUAAUGGGUAAUUUUGUUAUAAUUACCACAUGACUGGCUGCGAUUUGUCUGCAACUUCAUUUUUAUACAGUAUACUUGUUUUUUUAAUGGUUUUGUCUCCUGGUUUUAUUCGGUUGGUUUUGUUAUGGCUCUACCGUGCUUAUCUGCCUGUGUAAUUAGGAAAUUUGGAUAGAUCCAGGUUUGCUUUGGUUCGCCUGAACUUUGUGCUUCCUUUGUAAUUUUCUGGUCAGCAGGACGGAACAAGUUUUCAGUUAAAGUAAAACAUCUGCGCAUAAUUUGU
Messenger RNA from Paramacrobiotus metropolitanus, 3940 nucleotides. RefSeq lists its product as uncharacterized. Gene Ontology annotation, cellular component: endoplasmic reticulum. The coding region runs from base 873 to 3575 and encodes 900 amino acids. The transcript has 6 exons. The record is from RefSeq and is a predicted model, not a curated record. NCBI's taxonomy places the organism in Eukaryota, Metazoa, Tardigrada, Eutardigrada, Parachela, Macrobiotidae. Gene Ontology annotation, molecular function: lipid binding.